Salpingoeca rosetta is the source of this 5443-nucleotide messenger RNA. Its product is annotated as protease PC6 isoform A. The coding region runs from base 76 to 5175 and encodes 1699 amino acids. Gene Ontology annotation, cellular component: trans-Golgi network; Golgi membrane. The transcript has 8 exons. The record is from RefSeq and is a predicted model, not a curated record. Lineage: Eukaryota; Choanoflagellata; Craspedida; Salpingoecidae. Gene Ontology annotation, biological process: protein processing. Gene Ontology annotation, molecular function: serine-type endopeptidase activity.
ACGGGUGGAUGGAGAUGGCGGCGACAUUCACACACCACACACACACGCACACACCACACACACACACAGUUGAGGAUGGUGGGAAGGAGAAGCAAAAGAAGAACCGAAAGCAAGGCAACAAGAAGUGGAGGUGGUGGUCGUGUGCGACGCUGCGGCGUGAUGGCAGGCAUGGCUGCACAAGGUGUGAAGCUGGUGUUGCUGGUGGGGCUGGUUGCUGCGGUGGUUAUGGUGUGCGCGUUGGAGAGAAGGCAUGGUGAUGCUCAGGACAACGCAAACGGUGGUGUGGUGACGGCGGAGAGGUUGAAGAAAGUGGGUGAACCAGGCGCUUUCCACAAUCUCUGGGCCGUCCACGUUGAUGGAGACCGCGACGCAGCAGAUCAAGUGGCCCGCGCUCACGGGUUUCGCAAUCGAGGACCGAUCGGCGGGCUGGACAACUUCUAUCACUUUGAGCUCAGCUGCGAUCCAGAACAAGAAGCAGCCGGAGAGUGCGUGCAGCCGCAUCGCCAUGCUGCGCCCCACACGCACCGGCUGCUUAACGAGUCCCGGGUCAUCUGGGCCGAGCAGCAGCGCUUGCUGCACCGCCCACGCCACUACGCCGUGGACUUGGACACCUUGCGUGCAGGCAACGCAGGCAACGCCGGCACCGCACCUGAUGAGGACAUGUCCGCUCUUGCAAGCAUGGAUGCUGCAGCCCCUGGUGGUGGAGGUCCUGAAUCGCAGGGAGGUUUGGGGCGUGUUCGUCGUGACUUUGACGCGGACGCGUAUGCCAAAACCAUCAACGAUCCUUCAUUCUCAGUCCAGUGGCACCUGUAUCAGUCGCAUAGCGACAACCACCACAAUGUGCUGCCUGUGUGGAACGAGGGCAUCACGGGCAAAGGCGUCGUUGUCACGAUUGUGGACGACGGUAUUGAGUACACGCACCCGGACCUCAAGGCAAAUUACGACCCAAAGGCAAGCACAGACAUCAACGGCAACGACGAUGACCCCUUCCCCGACGAGCGGUACCCAAUCAACAAGCACGGCACGCGCUGCAGCGGCGAGGUUGCUGCUGCCCGCGACAACAGGAAGUGUGGCGUGGGCAUUGCAUAUGAGGCAAACAUUGGCGGCAUCCGCAUGUUGGAUGGCCCCGUCACAGACAGCGUGGAGGCGCACUCGCUCAGUCUCAACCCGCAACACAUUGACGUGUACAGCAACAGCUGGGGUCCCAACGAUGACGGGCGAACGAUGGAAGGGCCGGCACUACUGGCGCGCAAGGCCUUUGGUGACGGCAUUGCGAAGGGGCGUGGUGGACUCGGUUCAAUCUACCUGUUUGCAUCGGGCAACGGCGGAAGCGCUGACGACUGCAACUGCGAUGGGUACACCAACAGCCCCUACACGCUCUCGAUUGGGGCGAUUGACGAGCACAACAAUGUGCCGUACUACACGGAGAAGUGCGCAUCGACGCUCGCCGUCACAUACAGCAGCGGCUCCGGCACGCGCUCCAUCACCACUGUCGACCUGCACAACGGAUGCACACACGCGCACACGGGCACGUCGGCAGCGGCCCCGCUUGCCGCUGGUCUCGUGGCGCUCGUGCUGCAGGCCAACCCAAAACUGACUUGGCGCGAUGUGCAGCACGUCAUUGUUCGCGGCACCCGCACCCCAGGCAACAGCUGGGACACAAACAGCGCUGGGUUCAAGAUGAGCUAUGCGUUUGGGUUUGGGGUGCUGGAUGCAAAGAAGCUUGUCGACGUUGCUCGCACGUGGGAGAACCGACCCAAGCAGCUGCAGCACAAGAACACCAUCAAGCCCAACAGCGCCAUCCCCGCCACGCAAAGCAUGUCGGACGCGCUUACGGUUGCGUUUGACGUGCGGCGGCAAGACACGACCAUCGCUGAGCUGGAGCACGUGCAGGUGAUGGUGAACAUCAACUCCCCGCGCCGCGGCGACAUUGUGCUUGACAUUGAGGCGCCAUCCGGCACCAAGUCGAAGCUGCUCACGCGCCGCGCUUCGGACUACAGCAACAGCGGCAUCCACUGGACAUUUAUGAGCGUGCGCCACUGGGGGGAGUCGCCGCUGGGCAAGUGGAAGCUGUACGCGCGCAGUUUCGGCACAGGCAGCGCGAAGCUUGUUGACGCCACCCUCAUCCUGUACGGCACAACAGCAACCGGUGAUCACAGCGGCGGCACAACGACGUGUCCAAAGGGCACAUACCGUGACAGCAGCGGGCAGUGCCUCAACUGCGACGCAGAGUGCGAUUCCAAGGGGUGCACUGGCGCCGGCCCGACAGCAUGUGUUUCCUGUCAACACUACGAGCACGCUGGCACGUGCGUUGCAGAUUGCGGGGACAUUGGCAUGCUUGGCGUUGACGACAGCAAGGAGUGCGUCAAGUGCCAUCCACAGUGCAAAGGCUGCUUUGGCCGAACGGAGUACGAGUGUGUCGCGUGUGUUGGCGCAACGCUGCGCGAAGGUGGUCAGGUCAAGUGCGUGGACACAUGUCCAAAGCACCACUACCUCGAUGACGACAACCAGUGCCAGGCUUGCGAUGCCGAGUGCAACACGUGCGCGGGUCCCGGUCCCAACAACUGCAUGGCCUGCACACAUGUCCAACUCUUUGACGGCACAUGCGUCGAUGCAUGCCCAGAAGAAACGUAUGAGAGCAGCGAUGGCGUGUGCAUGGCGUGCAAUGGCCAGUGCCGCGACACAUGCACGGGUGCGGGCCCGACCAAGUGCAGCGCAUGCAAAGGGUUGCGUCUUCAGCUCCAGGAGGACGACGACAGCAGCGUUGUGACGAAAUGCGUGGAGGCGUGUCCGCCCUCCCGCGUUCCCAACGAGCACCAGGUGUGCGUGUGCGCGAACCACACCUACCCGGACCACCAGUCGCUCGCCUGCCUGCCGUGCCACGCCGAGUGUCUCUCAGGGUGCGACGGUCCCGAUGUCACAGACUGCAUCGGCCCCUGCGCACAUGCGCAGCACAGCACAGAGUGCGUUGAUGAGUGUCCGGCAGACUACUUUGCCAGCACAGACACGGCCGCCUUCCACGCGCUGUAUCCACACGCCACCAUCCGCAGUAGCAACGUGUGCCUCCCUUGCAACGACCAGUGUGCCUCCGGCUGCACGGGCCCAAGCGCUCACGACUGCACCAGCGACAGCAGUGGAAACCGCUGCCUCGCCUUUGAGGACGAAGAUGGCGCGUGCGUGCCUGCAUGCAACAAGGGCACAUAUGAGGAUGUGGCGUCCUCCAAGUGCAGGACGUGCCACGCGGAGUGCGACGGGUGCAUUGGCGCGGGUCCAGGCGCCUGCCUUCGCUGCAAGCACGUGAGCCACGAUGGCACGUGUCUUGCGUCAUGCCCCGUGCACAUGUACGCCACGGAGCGCAGCGUGUGCGAGGAGUGCCACCCAGAGUGCGCGGACGUGUGCUUUGGCCCAUCUGACCGCCAGUGCUUUGAGGCGGCAGCAGAUGUGAGCGCCACAGAGCCGUCGUGCAAGUCUGUGCACCUUGGCCAGCAGUGCCUCUCGGAAUGCCCUGUCAGCCACUACGAGGACAUUGACUUUGCAUGCCAGGCAUGCGAUGGCGAGUGUGGCGAGGAAGGCUGCCACGCUGCCGGCGCUGCGUCGUGCAACAGCUGCAAGCACGUCACUGCCAGCGACGGCACGUGUGCGCGCCAGUGCCAGGCUGACGAGUACGUGGACGACGCGCAGAUGUGCCGGCCAUGCGAUGCGUCGUGCAAGCACGGGUGCAGCGGUCCUGCUGCAGGCGACUGUCUGGACAGCGGCGACUGCACAACGCAGCACCAGUCGUGCCCGUCCGACUCCUACUUUGACACGGCCGUGUGCGAGUGCGUCAAGGAUGCAUGCUCCUCUGGCAUCACGUACAAUGGCAACUGCGUGCCGAGCUGCCCGUCCGGCACAUACGCGUCUGAGGACGGCACGACCUGCCACGCGUGCGCUGACAACUGCGACGCCUGCACAGGCCCAACGCAGCAGGAGUGCACGGCAUGUGUGCACGCUGGUGUUGUCGACACCGAUGGCACGCUGACGUGCUUUGAUGACUCAUCCUGCAGGGACCCGGCCCGCCAGUAUCUUGACUCGACUGACAACCUGUGCAAGCCAUGCCAUGCAGAGUGCAAUGGCUGCUUUGCUCCGACCAACAGGGACUGCAAGGCGUGUGUGCAUGUACAAUCCCAGGGCACGUGUCUCGCCGAGUGUCCACGUGGGUUCUACGCGCCGCACGCUGGUGAUGGCGGUGAUGAGGGCAGCAGCGCUGGCACCGUGGUGGUGUGCCAGCCGUGUCACGGAGAGUGCGCGAGCGGGUGCUCGGGUCCCGGUGCCAGUAACUGCACGGCGUGUCGACACGUGCAGCUGGAUGGACAGUGCAUCUCCACAUGCCCUGUCGGCACGUAUCACAACACGGCCACGGACACGUGCGAGGCGUGUGAUGGCGAGUGUCUGGCCGGAUGCACGGGUCCAACAGCCGCAGACUGUGCGGGCGGGAAGUGCGUCAACUUCAUACACAAGGGCACGUGCGUCUCUGCAUGCCCCGUUGGCUUCUUCGCCAACGAGCAGGCAAUGUGUGAGGCGUGCCAUCCGUCGUGCCCCGGCCGCUGCGUGAACGCAACUCCUUCAGGAUGCGUCUUGGACACCAGCACCACGCCGUCCACACCAGUGGAGCCAUCACCAUCACCGCCACCACCAUCAUCUUCAACAACAUCAACCGUGACAGCGGGUGCGUCGACACAUGCGCAGUCGCACACCACUGCACGCGCCCACCAACCUCCAGCCACAGCUGACACCACCACAACGCCUGCAGAUCGCACGUCCUCCAGUGGCGCGCAGUACCUCGGGCGCGUCCCCACCAGCACCGUCGAGAUUGCUGUGGCCGCCGUCCUGCUAGCUGUCAUCGCCAUUGUGGUUCUCUUUGUCGUCGUCAGGCUCAAGGGCCGGGCAAAUCGUGCGCGCGUGUCGUACCAGCGCGUCAAGUUGACAGAGCUGCUGUCUGACGACGAUAGUGAUGAUGAUCUUGUGCUGCACGGCGACCACCUCGCCCCCUUUGAUGUCGUUGCGCCGUCAGUCUCCUCCUCCUCCUCUUCCCAAUCGCCGCCCACAAACGGGGCUGGUCGUGGGCAUGCCCGUGAUGUGGUGGCGGAGGGCACAUCUGUGCAGCUGCUUGCAGACUUUCCGCAGUCGGACAUUUGAACAGUGUGUGGUGGUGUUGUUCGUGUGUGUUGUGUUGUUGUGGUAGCUUUGAUUGGCGGGUGAUCUGAUGUGUUGUUGUGUUUCGUUAUGUUACAUUACGUGACAUGAUUUGAUGUGAUGUUUGUGACAAUAUGGUUGAUUCCAACAUUUAUGGUGUUAUCCUCUUCAAAGCGCAAGGGGAGCAAAGUGUAAGGUUGUUCUGCUUGCUUGCUUGCUAGCAUAAAUGAAUUCACACCAAACCAAACCAAACCAAACCACUGCUGAAACG